This is a messenger RNA of Penicillium taxi, 294 nucleotides long. RefSeq lists its product as uncharacterized. The record is from RefSeq and is a predicted model, not a curated record. The transcript has a single exon. Lineage: Eukaryota; Fungi; Ascomycota; Eurotiomycetes; Eurotiales; Aspergillaceae. Bases 1 to 294 code for a protein of 97 amino acids.
AUGACAGAUGCCCAAGGACGUGCACGAGACCAUGUCAAGACAGAGUGGGUAGAGGCAAGUGAGGACAUCCCUGAAAGAGGAACAGCAAAUAUUCCACAGAAAAAAGAAACAACAGAACCAGGCGAGUCGAGCAAGAGCUCUGUAAGGUACAGCCAGAAAGAGUAUAACUCCAAGCCUGCAGGGAAGAGAAGUGGCAUGGGUUUGGGGGAUCAAAAAAAAGAAACGAAAAACGCAGCAACGGAGAAGGACUGGGGUUCGUGGUCGACAUUCUUUCCGACCCGCCGAAGCAAUUGA